Molecule: messenger RNA, 7072 nt
Organism: Rhopilema esculentum
Lineage: Eukaryota; Metazoa; Cnidaria; Scyphozoa; Rhizostomeae; Rhizostomatidae
Product: synaptic vesicle 2-related protein-like
Biological process (GO): transmembrane transport
Cellular component (GO): membrane
Molecular function (GO): transmembrane transporter activity
Source: RefSeq, a predicted model, not a curated record
AUUAUAGUGAAGCUAUUGUAAUUCUGCAAAAUCGUUUUGCGAACCGACAAAUUAAAGGUAAUGUGUCCAUAUAAAAGGACUGCGUAUACCCAACUUGUCAAGCCACCCAUCAAAAUAACAGUUUGCGAUUGGUUAGUAUUCUUGCGAUGCAAAACUGCUCACAUGAAAAGCUGACCUCGCAGCAGUCUAGAUAAACAAAACGACCGUAGUGGCUGGGGCGAUGACAUGAAAUAUCAAAUGUUUCUAAAAACCCCCACAGAAUCGCUUGCUUUAGCUGGACACAUUACCUUUAAUAUUAAUGCUCACAUGGAAAGUUUUAUAAAUCUGCCCCAAGUUUCAUCGAAACGGGAUCUCAAAAACUUGCGAAAACUGUAUCAUGAAUUAGAAGUAAACAUUUGAAGUUUGAAAUCAUUAAAAGUAAAUCUUAACGAAUACUGUUGGGGAUACGAACGGCCAAAGUUUGAAAUGCAAACGAGACUUUUGAAAAAUGUAUUGAUGGAACAUGCGCAGUAAGGCUCGGGAAUGCCAGCGUUUUGGAGGGAAAGUUUGUGAAACUUCGAUCUCAACGCAAAGUGAACCGAGGAGCGAUUCUAAGCGAGCUAGGCACCAAUAUUCAACAGACGAGCAAGGGAAAAAAGUUUCAAUUGACCAUACACUCUCACAAUUGUUCUCUAUGCCAGGAUGCUGUCCGUUGCCCAGUAUUUUCGAUAUUGUUGCCCAGUAUGCGGAAUCACGGCACUAGACAAGCUUAAGAAGUUGCAAAAUCGCGCGGCCAGAAUAGUUACCAAUAGCCCGUACAACGCUUCUGCUUUUCUUAUUAUAGAGAAACUUGGCUGGCAGACAGUAAAUGACUUGAUAGUAGAAGAAACUUUGAAAAUGGUUUACAAGUGUACAAAUAAUGAGGCUCCCUCGUACCUUGCGUGCCUGUUCGACAGGUUAUCGACAGGUAAUCAGAAACCAGUACCCGGGAACUUCGAAACAUCGAAACCGAUCUUCGUGUCCUGUUUUUACGAACAUCAUGUGGCCAAAAAUGCUUUUCUUUUAGAGGGGCAAAACUAUGGAAUGGCCAGGACGCAAAAUCUAAAUUAACAAAACAUUUCAAACAAGUAAAAUGUUAUCUCGAAAACUCCAGAACAUAAAGAGACCCUUUUUAUUCCUGGUGUUACUUCCAGUAUUUUAAAUGCUUUUAAUUUGUUGUUCUAAUCUGUAUAUUUGUAUAUCUGUAUUGUUAAAUUUUAGCGUUUAUCGCUUUCAUUGUACAGGGCAGCUUGGAAAGCAAUUUAUGUAUGUAGUUGAUAGCUUUACACUGUGUAAAUAAUUAAAAACAAAAUAAAUAAUAAAUAAAGGAAGAAGUCCCAAAGGAGGACUGGGUGCAAGAACCCCAUUCUAAAAAUAGCUUCGGGGUGUUUUGAAGUGGGUCUACAUCUCAUCUUAUUCAGCACGUCAAAUUGCGCAAGAAUACAAAGUUUCCAGUUCAAAACUUGCAUAGGUAAAAAGAUAUAGAGAAAGGCCCGAAGGAGGACUGGGUACAAGUACCCCAGUCUAAAAAAUAGCUUUUGGGGAAGUUUUUAAAUUGGGGUCUGCAACCCAUGUUUUUCAGCAUGUCAAAUUAUGUACUUGUACCAAGUUUCAUGCUUGUAUCAUGAAAUGCACAAUUCAACUGCUAAGCGACUGCACUAUAAAGCUGAAUUCACCCUGGACGCGUCGCGGCGCAGCGCGCCACUGAGCGUCAUCGAGCGUCGCGUCAUGCAUUUUUCAUCCUAUUCACACACGGUGCGUCAUCGAGCGGCGCGUUUUCUUCUGUUUUCCAAUACUGUUCACAGCAAACUUGCAAAAUUCUCGACAAGUUGUACUGGAUUCCUUGCAUUGUAAAAUCAAGCCGGACAUUUAAGUUUGCUACAGAAACGGAUGAAACGGUAAUCUGAAGCUAAUAUAUCAAAAACAGCAUCUUGGCCUGAAUCGUCAUCUUGGCAUCGAGGUAUUCUAUGUAUUUCAAUUAGUCUCGUGCGGUUUCUUCGACAUUUCGGUUCGAGAGGUUGGCCAAUGUUUUGACAGGAAGACGAUUCUCUUCAAGCAUUCAUUAGAGAACUGAAAUAUUUAUUGAUAUCAAAGAUUUUGAAGGUCUUACUACAAUUAGCAAAAUGUUUGGCUUUACGGAUUCAUGGGGUUUCCUUUCCUGCCAAAAUUCGAGGGAAAAUUAAACACCUUAUUUUUAUCAACACUCCCCAAAAUUUCCAUGUAUUAAAUCCCUCGGAAGUAUACCUUUGGAAGGUAUUGAAAGCUUAACGGGGAGUGAUUGAAAUACUUUUUUUACCAAAACGGAACAUAUAAUGACUCAAAAUCAUUGUUGAAUUGAAUCGACGAGGCAACUUUAUAUCAUCGAAGAGACUCUAAACACGAAUAAUACUGUUACUUAUCAUGAACUAAUAUAGAUGCGAUUUGUUUUUGUUACUUUCAGGAUUUAGCCCCCCGAUGCUUUAAUCAGAGAGACUCAUCAAAGUAUAUUCUACCGUACAAGCAAUACAGUUUCAUAAUGGCCUAUUUCAGAAACUCCUUGUUUACGUUUCUGGCUGUCCUCUAGGUUUUCUAUUGUUCUGAAGCGUCACCGAGCGUCAAAGUUAAAUUUAUUUAACUUUGACGCUCGGUGACGCGUGGCUGAAAAAACGCGCUGCGUGCGCAUAGCUGCCGAAAAUGCUAACCAUAUUUGGUCAGCGUCAUGACGCGCCGCGCCGUGACGCGUCCAGUGUGAAUUCAGCUUAAGGCUCCCUUGUUAGAUGAGAUGUAGGUCAAAUCUUUAUGUUGUAGGAUAUUUGAAUAACAAUGGUUUUAAAAUGUACCAACAAUGAUCGAUUUUAUGUAUAACCCCCCCUUACGUCGAUGAAGAUGACUCCAGACAAGAGUCCCUUGUCGAAAUUCGGAUACCAGCCAUUGGUACUCUUAAGUAAGCAUUUCAAUACGGAGUAAAAUGGCCUAAGACCCGACUGAUCUGUGUAGAAAAAUUCACUCUCAGUAAAAUAAUUAAAUAUUCGAAGACUUAGGUUUGCCUAUCCUGGAUACCAGACUCGCUCUUUAUAAAAUAUGAAAGAUUGGCUGCUCGGUAUAUUCUGCCGUAUUUUCAUGAUUUGUUUUGAUUAUUUGAGCAAAGACCCUUGAAUGAUAACAGAACUUCGACCGAUCGCCGUACAAAACAUAAACAAAUGUUCCUGGGUUUAACUACAAGUACCAGAAUGCAUUGGGCAGUGACGUGGUUAGGACUAAAGUCUAUCCACUAUCCAAGCCAAUAUGGAUCGAUUCGAUAUUAACUCACAGCUCGAAGCUAUCGGUUUUGGAAAGUUUCAAAUCAUGGCAAUAUUCGUUAUGGGCUAUAGACUUUUCUGCUAUGGAUCGACAAAUAGCCUUCUCGCCAUACUUGAACCAUACCUCCGUAAAAACUGGCAUCUGAGUUACUGGACUUCAACAUGGCUUGUCCUUCCCGAAGUAUUAUCAAGCAUACCUGGAUCGAUCUUGCUUGGCAGAUUAGCAGACAUAUAUGGCAGAAGAAAGAUUUUGAUUCUGGUCCUUAUAUUGAAUUCUUACUUCUCUGCACUCUACUCGUUCUCUACUAACUUAUAUCUCAUGGGCAUAAUUCGAGGAUUUAUUGGUCUUGUAUCUUCAAGUAACGUGAUAGCAUAUACCUACCUACUAGAAAUUUUGCCACUUUCCCAGCGAAAAUAUUCGUCUUUGUUGCAUGUAACAUUUUUUGCUGGAACUGCUUAUGGGAUUUUCGCUGGUAGAAUCUCGAUAGAACACUUGACGUGGCGCUGGUUCGUCAUACUCUCCGAGGCAAUACCCCUUGCAGUGGGGGCAUGUUUGAUGUUUUUAGUUCCCGAAUCUCCAAGAUACUUGCUGGUUUCUGGCCGGACUGACGAUGCAGAAGAUUCGCUGCAAAGGAUCGCCCGAAUCAAUGGCUUGGAGAAAGGAUAUAUUUCUUUGUUGGGAAGUAGCUCUGGUGGACAAUUCAGUGUUGAACAGAAAAAUGACGAAGAGGAUUUAUCUCCGCUUGAGAUUGCGAAAAGAAUCAUUUUGGUUUCUUACAUACAGUUUUUAGGAUUUCUAUAUGCAGCAAUGAUGCGAUUUGGAGCGAUGCAGUUUGGUGAAAAUUCAGAUCUGAACAAAGAAACAUCAUGCUCAGUGCACUUCACUUACAAAUAUAUUUGGGCUUUGGAGAUUUCCGUCUUGCUUGCUGUUUUUACAUCGUAUUUGCUGUUAGGGAAGUUCACAAGAAGACAGUCCUUUUACUUUCUGAUUACAUACCUAUCUUUGUGUAUUUUACCGUUGUAUUGGGAUAUUCGUGGCUGGCUCCUAACCAUCUUUAUGACCCUUUCAGGUUUAGGAUUUGCGGCUUUUAACACCAUUGUGUAUGUUUACGGGGCAGAACUUAUUCCAACAUCGACCAGGUCCUUCGGUUGUGGCAUUUCUGAAGCGGCUGGCCAAGCAGGGGCUUGCUUAGGACAGUUCAUAGCGCUUUAUGUCCAUCAAGUUAGCAUUCACUUGUCGUUCGGAAUUUUGCAUGGCUUUUCUGUAAUAGGUAUCUUACUCAUGCUUACUUUUUUCAAAGAGACUAAAGAAAAACAUUUGAAAUAGAUUUCUUAAGUGUGAGGGGGCUGUAGGGGUUUGUCGAUCUGCAGAGGUUGGGUAGUUUUGUACGCGGAUUUCAGAUUUUUGGUUGUUUCAGAAUUUGACAGGAAAACCUAGCAGAUUCGCUACCCCUACACCCCGAUGUGACGUCAUUGGAAGAUCUAUUUUUAGUAUUAUUUCCUUUAAAUACAUACUGUACAUAACGCCAUAUAAGAACACCAUAAAAUUCCUCUGAAUAUGGAAAAUCAGCUUAAAAUACCUAGCUGAUAUACAGGGGCGGAUUGGCUCCAAAUUUAGGGCCCGGGCCAAUUCGUCGAGAAAGGGCCCCGAAAAUUAAAAAUAAGUUUACGGGUAUUCCCAAAGCUGUUUGUUGCAUCACCUGUUUAUACUGGCUUAAAACGUUAUUGGAAUAUUGCUAUUAAUUCUAAUUAGUAGCCACCAGGGAUUUAGGCGUAUGUCUAAUUUACAAUCCUUAGUCCAGGUCAGCACCAUUUUCAUUGGAAAUUUCAUUCUGAUGUAGAUAAGAGAUGAGAGAAAAUCAUGACAUUUCGGGGAGGGGAAUUAUUGUUUUCUAGCUGAAGGACUUUUAAAGGGUGGCCUCAGUGAUAAAAAACGGCGAAUGGUAUUUAGAGGGGUCACCAUUUUCGAUCACUGAGGCUCUGGUACCCAGGGUAGAACUUAAUGAAAUAUCUAAGUUAUUCAAGAAAUAUCUAAGUUAUUCAAAACAAUCUUGAUAUGUAAUUUUCCAGUCAAAGCAUAAUAGGGGUUGAUGUUUUUUCGAUCAAUGGUUAAGCAGCCAGGUUAAUUGAUUGUUUGCGCAGCAACCAAGAUGGUAACAUCAGUAACAGGUAGGGGCAGGCGAAACGAUAACGAAGUAGGGGACGGGGUGAAAUGUUUAGAUUAUUCAGGGCUUAAAUAAAGGCCACCACCAUGGUUAGGGAUUCUGGCCGAAUUGAAGAAAAAUUAUCGAAAUAUUACAUUACAGAGAUGGCCAGAAAAUGCAUCUAGAAUAUUUGCCAUAUCAAUUUUGAUGAAAGGACGAUCCUAGGCAACACAUUCAAGCUUUCAUUUACAAUAAUUUCCUAGAAUUGCUGUGCUCUUUUAUAAAAAAAAUUCGGAAAAUCGAAUCAAAAUUUAAAGGAAAAGUAAAAUAAAAUUAAGAAGAAUGAAAGUUCCGGAGUAAGGUUUUCAUGGGUCCAAUGGUUCAUUUUUCCCAAAAGCUUACAAUUAAUAAUUGUCAAAUAGCAUUCUUUUGUACAGUUGAGUGAAGGAUUUUUUUGUACUAGAAUUUCGAAUGUUCUGAGGGAUACUAUUCCAAAUUUUGAUUCCUGAAUGUGUAAUGAAGUUUUUCUUAUAAUUAGUUCUUUCUGCUGGAGUAUAAAAUUUACCAGAUUUGGCUUGCCGUGUAUCGAUAUUAUGCUGGUUGCUCGCUAGUUGAAAUAAGUGUGAAUAAAGGCUGGAAUAGCUUCCUUUAGAUAUUUCAAACAUAAAUUUGGCACAUUUCAGUUUGUAUGUGUCUUCUAAAUUCAACAAUUUAAGGUUUUUUAGGAUUGGUUUCGAAGGUUCCAUUUGCGUUUUAAAAGUAAUAAUUCUCACUGCUUUCUUUAAACAUUUGCUAAGUUUAUUUAGCGAGCUGGGAUAGGCACCGCCCCAAUUGGUUAUACCGUAGUUAGUAUGUGGUGAAAUAACUUUUGACAAAAUACCAAUACUUUUUGCGAUUUUAGUUGUGAUAUGAUGUCAAUUCAUGUCUACACUUCUAUGAGCAUAAAGCUUGAAAUGCAUCUCAGUCUUCCAGCUGUAUCUCGUUUCUUUUUAUUGUUUAGUUUACAAUGGGAGACAUUUAAAACUUAUUCAUUUUUGCCGGCCCGUAGACUGCUAGACUGGAUUGGGGGGGCAUGAAUAGAAGUAUAGCCUUUUCUAUACCUGCCUUACGAAAUACUGUCAGAUCAAGCUGCCCUUAUAAGAUCUUACAGCAAUUUUCGCAAAUUAUUGAGAGGGUGCAUUGCCCCCUGCCCCCAGUGUCUACGAGCCUGUUAUUUUGCAAAGUUCGUCAGGGCAAAUCUCGCAUGGUUUUCGCCACGUCAGCAAAUUUUAGAAUUUAAAACUAGCACAGUCAGACCACGCCAAUGGAAUUAUGACAAAAUUUUGCCGAUGAAAUACACCAAAAUUUGGCGUAAGUACCGAUAGUUUAUACCUAAGAUCGUUGGUGGUAUGGAUGUACUGGAGCAAAAAUAUUGUCAGAGCUGAGGGUGUUGUGCCCUUUUGCUGUUUUGAUCUAUACUCUCAAAUCUAUUUGUUUAGCAUUUAAAUAAUGUACCUUCCUAGAAAUUGAGCCACAAAAAUUGUCAUGUCCUUACCACCUUAACCUAUGAUUAAAUGAAAACAUUUAAACUGAGGGCCCGAAAUGAAAAUUUAUCAGAUUUUGGAACUUCCAGUUAAAUAACGUACUAUUGCA